AUGUCGGCAUUAAGGAAACGAGGCGGUAAAAAAACUUCCGCUAAUGCAACGUCAAUUCCUGAAAUUGAUGAUAAAAAAGAUCAAUUUGAUUUUCAUUCAAUUGAAGUAAAAGAAUCUGAAUAUAAAUAUUACAUUGCAUUAAUUACAAUCACAAUUUUAGCAAUUUACACAAGGUUCACAAAAUUGGGUACUCCUGAUAAAGUGGUUUUUGAUGAAGUUCAUUUCGGAAAAUUUGCGUCUUAUUAUUUAGAAGGUACAUAUUUUUUUGAUUUACAUCCCCCAUUUGCAAAAUUGUUAAUUGCAUUUGUUGGUUGGUUAGUUGGUUAUAAUGGUAAAUUUAAAUUUGAAAGUAUUGGAGAAUCAUAUGUCGAUAAUAAUGUUCCAUAUAUUGCUUAUAGAAGUUGGAUUGCCUUACAAGGAGUUUUAGUUGUUCCAGUUAUGUUUUUAACUAUGAAAACUUUGGGAUUUUCAGUUGCUGCUUGUUUGUUUUCAAGUAUUAUUGUUUGUUUUGAUAAUGCUCAAGUGACUGAUUCAAGAUUAAUAUUAUUAGAUGCAACUUUAAUUUUAAGUGUUGCAUUAACAAUCUACAGUUAUGCCAAAUUUUCAACUUAUAGAAGAUAUCCAUUUACUCAAAAAUGGUGGGCAUGGUUAUUAGCUACUGGUGUUUCAUUAUCUUGUGUUAUUUCAACUAAAUAUGUUGGUGUUUUCACCUUUUUAACUAUUGGUAUUGCUGUCAUUCAUGAAUUAUGGAUUUUAUUAGAUUAUAGAAGAGGUUUAACAUUGACUGAAUUUUCAAAACAUUUUUUUGCAAGAUUUUGGGCUUUAAUUAUAGUACCAGCUACAAUUUAUUUAUAUUGGUUUUAUUUACAUUUUAGUAUAUUAACAAAAUCAGGUCCUGGUGAUGCUUUCAUGUCAAGUGAUUUUCAAGAAACUUUAAGUGAAUCUCCAUUAGCUCAAAAUGCAAAACAAGUUCAAUAUUAUGAUUAUAUAACAUUUAAACAUAAAGAUACUGGUGCAUUUUUACAUUCUCAUGAUCAUAAAUAUCCUUUAAGAUAUGAAGAUGGAAGAAUUUCAUCAAAUCAACAACAAGUUACUUGUGUUAAAACUGAUGAUGCUAAACAAGAUCCAAAUAAUCAAUGGGAAAUUAUUCCAACUCAAAAUAUUGAUAAGGCUAAGGAUGUUUAUACAAAUGAUGUUGUUAGAUUAAGACAUGUUGGAACUGGUGGUUAUUUAUUAACUCAUGAUGUCGCAUCACCUUUAAAACCUACAAAUGAAGAAUUUACUGUUGUAUUUGAUGAAAAAGCUGAAAAAAGAUAUAAUGAAACAUUAUUUAGAUUAAGAUUAAAUGUACCAGGUUCAUCACUAAAGAAACAAAAUCAAAGAAAACCAAUAAAGACACUUGGUACUGACCUUAAAAUUCUUCAUAUUGAUACAGUUGUUGCAAUGUGGACUCAUGAUGAUGAGUUAUUACCAGAUUGGGCUUUCAAUCAAUUAGAAGUUAGUGGUAAUAAAAAAGUUCAAGAUAAAGAUAAUUUAUGGACAAUUGAUUCAAUUACCAAUUUAAAACCAUCAGAUCCAAGAACUCAAUAUCAACCAAAAAUAGUUAAAAAAUUACCAUUUUUAAAAAAAUGGUGGGAAUUACAAGGUUUAAUGUUUCAUCAUAAUAAUCAAUUAUCUGCAGAUCAUCCAUUUGCAAGUCAACCAGAUUCAUGGCCAUUAGCAUUGUCAGGAGUAUCAUUUUAUAAUGAUAAUGAUAAUAAAAAACAAAUCUUUUUCGUUGGUAAUGUUAUUGGAUUUUGGUUAGAAGUUUGCUUUUUAUCAAUUUAUGUUGGUUUAUUAUUAGCUGAUCAAAUUACUAGAAGAAGAAAUUAUGAAUUGUUAACUAAGAAAUCAAGAUCAAGAUUAUAUAAUACUUUAGGAUUUUUAUUUAUAGGUUGGUGUGCUCAUUAUUUCCCAUUUUAUUUAAUGAAUCGUCAAAAAUUUUUACAUCAUUAUUUACCAGCUCAUUUAAUUGCUGCUUUGUUUUCAGGUGGGUUAGUUGAAUUUAUUUGUACAAAUAAUUCUUCAUUAUUUAAAAAUUCAAGAUUUUCAUCUCCACAAGCUAGUAAAUUAAAAUUAACAUUAUUAGUAGCUUUUGCAUCAACUGGUAUAAUUUGGUUCUUUUUCUAUUUUAGACCAAUAACAUAUGGUGAUGUUGCAUUAACUCCAGCUGAAGUUCAAGCCAGACAAUGGUUAGAUAUAAAAUUACACUAUGCUAAAUAG
This is a messenger RNA of Insectozyma verbasci, 2262 nucleotides long. The record is from the annotation of a GenBank genome assembly. Lineage: Eukaryota; Fungi; Ascomycota; Pichiomycetes; Serinales; Debaryomycetaceae.